Annulohypoxylon truncatum is the source of this 1479-nucleotide messenger RNA. Its product is annotated as indoleamine 2,3-dioxygenase family protein. The transcript has 2 exons. Gene Ontology annotation, molecular function: heme binding; metal ion binding. Lineage: Eukaryota; Fungi; Ascomycota; Sordariomycetes; Xylariales; Hypoxylaceae. The record is from RefSeq and is a predicted model, not a curated record. Bases 1 to 1479 code for a protein of 492 amino acids.
AUGUUGAUCCCCAAGUCGUCCUUCGAAGUUCUCGAAGACACCAAGCCAGAUGACGUCUCACUCCCCGCCUUCAUGGUCUCAACGUCUCGGGGCUUUCUUGCACGUAUGGACCCUAUCGUUGUCCUCCCGCCUGAAUUUGAGGUCGUCGAGAAUCUACUUCAAGCAAUGCCUGUUCUGACACAGGAGGGCAAGCCGGGGCUCCUUGCUACUGGUCAGUUGGGUGACACUGUGUUGCAAGGCCUCCCAGACCUAACUGAUCAGGUUGAGAAGUAUCGCGACAAUCUCCCUGUGAUGAAUGCUCUCUAUCGAGACUAUUCUUUUCUAGCCUCGGCGUUUCUACUAGAGCCAUGUCAUAUGAGGUUCAUCAAGGGUGAACCAUAUGGACUCGGGAGGUCGUUCCUCCCAGCGCAGUUAUCCCGACCAAUAGUCCGCUGUGCUGAGCUCGCGGGAUUCAAACCGUUCAUGGAAUACGCAGGCUCAUAUGCUUUGUUCAAUUAUCGUCUCCAGAAUCCUGAGGCGGGCCUCGAGUACUCCAAUUUGCGCCUGAUUCGAGCCUUUGAGCAUGGCCUUGACCCUACAUCAUCGGAGGCCGGGUUUGUCCUUGUCCAUAUUGACAUGGUCAAGAACUCGGGCCCCUUAGUGCAUGGCACCAUGGCAGCUCUGCAAGCACUUGCAAGUUCCGAUGGGUGUUCACCUCGACAGCAGCGUCAAGCAUUCAACGAGGGGAUGCGUUCCGUCGUAGGUGCCAUGCAGAAGGUCAACGACGUCAUGGAGACUAUGUGGAUGAAGUCGAAGCCGCGAUCCUACACGAGCUUUCGCACAUUCAUCUUUGGCAUUACGUCGCAGUCCAUGUUCCCAGACGGCGUAGUGUACGAGGGUGUCAAUGACGGCAAGCCUCUCAGCUUCAGAGGGGAGAGUGGCGCCAAUGACACCAUGAUCCCUCUGAUGGAUAAUCUUCUGCAGGUCCAAAUGCCGGAUACACCUCUCACGGAGAUCCUGAAGGACUUUAGGGACUACCGCCCAAGCAACCACCGCCAGUUCCUCGUCGAAGUCAAGAAAUGCUCCGAGGAUCUAGGCGUCAAGGACUUUGCCCUUGCCAUAAAUAGUGGACGCACCUCGUCACUGGCGGCUGAGGACCUCGAGUUGGUGAAAGAAUCUCGGCGCCUUUGGCUGCAAGCCUUGAACCAAGUCCGCGAUUUCAGAUGGCGUCACUGGUGCUUUGCUCGAGAGUACAUACUCAAACAAACAUCUCACCCAACAGCGACCGGCGGUAGCCCGAUUGUGACAUGGCUCCCGAAUCAACUGCAGGCUGUGAUGGAGGAGAUGAAGGAAAUAUCUGACAGUGUUGGCGCGCUGAACGGCUCAACGGACCUUGGCUCCGGAUGCCGGGAUAUCAUGGAUCUCGUCGAGCGACAAAGUCAAACGCUUAGCAAGGAGGUGUUGAAAUAUUGCCAAGAGCGAGGCGUGGGUACCAAUUAA